AUGGCAAAUGUGGGAGACCCUGUGCAAAAUGGAAGGAGCGAGUUGUUUCCCGACGCACAUUUUGCUGCCACUGCCUGCCAUGGAAUGCACCAGCACAUCCCGGCAGGCGCGACUAUGUAUAUCUACGAUGAAGGUGGAGUCGGAUUCAAAACAACGGUGUUAUUCAAGAGUCCAGAAGAACAGAGGGACUUCUUGCUGUUGAGAUUUACUACCAACCUUGUCGUGCCUCCUCCAUUUGUUACUUCACCUGUCAUGGGUGGUGCACACUAUUUGCUCAUGGGGUACCCCAGUGGGCCCGUGAAGUCUUUGAGC
Messenger RNA from Mesorhabditis belari, 312 nucleotides. Lineage: Eukaryota; Metazoa; Nematoda; Chromadorea; Rhabditida; Rhabditidae. The record is from the annotation of a GenBank genome assembly.